This is a messenger RNA of Microtus ochrogaster (prairie vole), 4768 nucleotides long. RefSeq names its product glycosylphosphatidylinositol specific phospholipase D1 (gene Gpld1). The record is from RefSeq and is a predicted model, not a curated record. Gene Ontology annotation, cellular component: extracellular region; extracellular matrix. Gene Ontology annotation, molecular function: GPI anchor phospholipase D activity. Lineage: Eukaryota; Metazoa; Chordata; Mammalia; Rodentia; Cricetidae.
UUCCCGGGGUCGGGUGCUCACUUGGCGUUCUUAGGCCUUAACGGUGACAGGAGCCCCGGCAAUAUGUUAACCAAGGCUAACAUAGAGGUUCUGCAUGCUGCAGCUCUUGAACACUGGGACUGGGGACCACUAUUCGAUGAGGGGCGAAGUGCAGCUCGCCCGAGAAUGAACGCUGUCUCCUCCAGUCCUUUGGGAGCACUCCCUGCCUCUAGCACAUACAAUGCAUCGUCUGCGAGUUAAGAUCAGCGUCAUUUAUGUCCAUGAAUGACCCGAAUUGCUUCCCUUGCUCUGCCUGUUGCUGAUUGGCUGCUUCGUGAUGAGUAUAUUCUGAGCCCAGCAUUGUCCAGACCCUUGUCUCUUCACCCUAAUCUGCUUCCUGCCUCCACCUCCCAGGUGCAGUCAGUAUCUCUGGGCUGCAGGAAUCCUUCCUUGCAACACAUCUCAGGCGUCUGUUUGCUGUUCUGGAAAAGCUAAACAGUGGUUGAUCUGUUGAUUUUAUUGGAAAACAGUACUAUUUUGAAACGAGGCCUGGUUUCCUGUGUCGGUAACCUGUGUAAAGGGAACACACCGAGUCUGUGCCUGCAGCUUGGAGUCACAGUUUGGCUACAGCCUGGCUUGUCCCCACAUUAGCAGAGCAGCUGGGGAGGAUGACAACAUGUCUGCUGGCAAGCUGUGGUCAGGCCUGCUGCUCCUGCUGUCUUGUUUCUGCUCUAGAAUCUCAUCCUGUGGCCUCUCAACACACGUAGAAAUAGGACACAGGGCUCUGGAGUUUCUUCAGCUUCAAAAUGGACACAUUAACUACAAAGAGUUGCUUUUAGAACACCAGGAUGCAUACCAGGCUGGGACGGUGUUUCCUGAUGCCUUUUACCCUAGCAUCUGCAAACGAGGAAAAUACCACGAUGUAUCUGAGAGGACUCACUGGACUCCAUUUCUCAAUGCCAGCAUUCAUUACAUUCGGGAGAACUACCCUCUGCCCUGGGAGAAGGACACAGAGAAGUUGGUAGCUUUCUUAUUUGGAAUCACCUCGCACAUGGUUGCUGAUGUCAGCUGGCACAGCCUGGGUAUUGAACAAGGAUUCCUCAGGACAAUGGGAGCCAUUGAUUUUCAUGACUCCUAUUCUGAGGCUCAUUCAGCUGGUGACUUUGGAGGAGAUGUGUUGAGCCAGUUUGAAUUUAAUUUUAAUUACCUCUCACGGCGCUGGUAUGUGCCCAUCAAAGAUCUACUGAGAAUUUAUGAUAAUCUCUAUGGUCGCAAAGUCAUCACCGAAAACGUCAUCGUUGACUGCACCUAUCUUCAGUUCUUGGAGAUGCAUGGAGAGAUGUUAGCUGUUUCCAAGCUCUAUUCCACAUACUCUACCAAGUCCCCCUUUCUGGUGGAACAGUUCCAAGAGUACUUCCUCGGAGGACUGGAUGACAUGGCAUUCUGGUCCACGAACAUCUACCGUCUGACCAGCUUUAUGCUGGAGAACGGGACCAGUGACUGCCACCUGCCUGAGAAUCCUCUGUUCAUCUCCUGUGACGGCCGAAGGAACCACACCCUUGGCUCAAAAGUGCAGAAAAAUGAUUUUCAUAGGAAUCUGACCGUGUCCAUAAGAAAAGAUAUCAGGAAAAACUUGAACUACACAGAAAGAGGCGUGUUCUACAGCGCAGGCUCCUGGGCUCCGGAAUCUGUAACCUUCAUGUACCAAGCUUUGGAGAGGAACCUGAGGACCAUGUUUGAUGGCAGCUCUCGGACUCCGCUAAAGCAUGUCUCCAGCCCCUCUGCCACCUACUUCCUGUCUGUUCCCUAUGCCAGGCUUGGCUGGGUCAUGGCCUCAGCCGACCUCAACCAGGAUGGGCACAGUGACCUCGUGGUGGGUGCGCCAGGCUACAGCCACCCAGGCCGCUUCCAGGUUGGGCGGGUGUACAUCGUCUAUGGCAACGAUCUGGGCCUGCCCCCGGUUGACAUAGACCUAGACAAGGAGGCCCAUGGGAUCCUGCAGGGCUUCCAGCCUUCAGGUCGCUUUGGCUCAGCUUUGGCCGUGCUGGACUUCAACAAGGAUGGGCUGCCUGACUUGGCUGUGGGGGCCCCCUCUGUGGGCUCCGGGCAGCUCACCUACAAUGGUGCAGUGUAUGUCUACUAUGGGUCCCAGCAGAGCAGGCUGUCUUCUGCCCCCAACAUCACCAUCUCCUGCAAGGACACCUACUGCAACCUGGGCUGGACCCUCCUGGCAGCAGAUGUGGAUGGAGAUGGCCAGCCCGACCUGGUGAUCAGCUCACCUUUCGCACCGGGUGGAGGGAAGCAGAGAGGGAUUGUGGCUGCCUUUUACUCACACCCCAGAUGGAGUAACAGAGAAACACUGACUGCAGAGGAAGCUGACUGGAAGGUGAGCGGUGAGGAGGACUUCUCUUGGUUUGGAUACUCCCUCCAUGGGGUCACAGUGACAAACAGAACCCUGCUCCUGGUUGGGAGCCCAACCUGGAAGAACGUCAGCAGGUUGGCACGCUCGAGCCACAGGAUCCAUGAGAAAAACAGCCUGGGAAGGGUGUAUGGCUACUUUCCGCCAAACUGUCAGAGUGAAAUCACUAUCUCAGGCGAUAAGGCAAUGGGAAAGCUGGGCACCUCCCUGUCAAGUGGCCAUGUGAGGCUGAAUGGGACCCUAACACAAGUGUUAUUGGUUGGAGCCCCUACUCAUGAUGACGUGUCUAAAAUGGCAUUCCUAACCAUGACCCUGCACCAGGGUGGAGCCACUCGCAUGUAUGAGGUGGCUCUGGACAAAACACAGCCGGCCCUGCUCAGCAGCUUCAGCGGAGACCGGCGUUUUUCUCGAUUUGGUAGCGUUCUACACCUGACUGAUUUGGAUGAUGAUGGUUUAGAUGAAAUCAUCAUGGCUGCCCCUCUGAGGAUAACAGACAUGACUUCUGGACUGCUAGGGGGAGAAGACGGGCGAGUUUACAUUUAUAACGGCAAGCACACCACCCUGGGUGACAUGACAGGAAAAUGCAAAUCCUGGCUGACUCCAUGUCCAGAGGAGAAGGCACAGUAUGUACUAAUUUCUCCUGAGGCAAGUUCGAGGUUUGGGAGCUCACUGGUGUCUGUAAGGUCUAAGGGAAGGAACCAAGUGGUUGUCGCUGCUGGAAGAAGUUCUUGGGGCGCCCGGCUCUCUGGGGCACUUCAUGUCUACAGCCUCAGCUCAGACUGAAGACGGUCACUCCAUUCCCUCCUGUUCAGCCCCUCCCUCUUGGGCCAAGUCCAUCUCCAGGGUGGACAAAGCAUUCCUCUAGUGGUGCCAUGGUGAAGCCUGGCAGAGGUGGGGCUCCUGGGACAGACACACUGACAGUCAGGUGACCUGGAAAUGCGGUCAGCUGUGUGUGGGUACCAGAUGAUGGGGAACGGCAGGCACUCUGUAUCUUCUCUGAGCUUGGGACUACAGCCACCACCCCUCCUCUUCUGGUUGAAUACCUGUCUGUCUCUUGCCUAGAAAGGGAACAGUUACCUCGUAACACAUUCUAUCAUUGCUCCUUAAAAAAAAAAUCCUUAAGUGGCGGCUGGUCCUAUUUGGAUCUUAAAUGUGCCCCAAAAUUCCCAUGCUGAAAUCUUGGUCCCCAGCUGAAGGAGGGUAGAAAUUUUGGAGUGGGAUCUUGUUGGAGGAAGUUACGUCAUUAGGGUGUGCCAGGACCCCAAGUCUUUCCUUGCAGCGUUGCUUCCCAGCUGCCAUGUAAAUGAACAGCUCUCCUCAGCUGUGCUGGCUUCUUCCCCAGCUCCAAAGCAACAGGGUCAAGUGCUCUACAACUGACAGGGCUGAAACUGUGAGCCAAAAUAAACGCUUCUUCUUUUGAAGCUGCUCAUCUUGGGCCUUUUGUCAUGCUGACGGUGCAGUAUACAGGGAAAGCACGGUGGGAAGAGAGAACAGCAUGGGGGAAGGUGCCCACACACUGCUCCUUCCUCACUGAGGGCUUAGAAGGACAACCUCAGAAACUAAAGUUAGCUGAGCUAUCUCGUGCUUCACAUAUCUGUGGCGACAAGUGAUCAACCUCACCAUUGUGGUUUUAAGUCUCACAGGGCGGUGGGGCUUUGCUGUGCUCGGCUGCCAGCUCCACCAACAGAGCAGGAGGGAGUGGGGUGGCCUUGAGCCCAGGCUGACCGUAAGGGAUGAGUGGGCUGUGGCUUCACUUGCUCUUGGCCUAUUCUUUACAGUAGAUCCUGGUCUCCAUUUUCAACUUAUAAAAGUGACUGGCUGGUCCCCUGUCAGUCAAAGGACAUACUGUUCUUUCUGAUCCUGGAAAGGAGAAGGAAAACGGGUGACAAGUCCCACUGAGAGAGAGAGAAACCUCUGCAAUGGGGAUGUGGACACAAAAGAUGAUGGCUCAUAGGUGAGAAAGAGGGGCAGUUCACAAACACUCACCCCAGAAGGCACUGCUCACCCUCCAGACUAGCUGUUGAGUGUGCGCUAUACAGUCCCCUAAGACACAGAAGGAAGCAAACAGGGACAUUUGGUUUUGCUUGGGUAGUAACUCGCAGUUCAAGCUAUCUGAAGAACACUAUCAGGAGAAGGGUUAUUUUUUUGCCACUCAGCAAAUAUAAGUGGCAGGGCCAAACCCAGGGCCUUGUGCACAUCAGGCAUGAACUUUCCCAACCCUGGGCUGAUGCUCUAGCCCUAAAGUGCCAGUGCUUCUGCUCUGAUAACUGUCGGGAGCUUGUCUAAAUAUGGCCACGGCUGACCACAGGAUUUGUCUUUGUCUUUGUCUCAGUGUCUGAACACAGCAAGUAGCAGACACUACAUUUUUUU